Molecule: messenger RNA, 609 nt
Organism: Entamoeba histolytica HM-1:IMSS
Lineage: Eukaryota; Evosea; Mastigamoebida; Endamoebidae
Exons: 1
Coding region: 1-609 (202 amino acids)
Molecular function (GO): DNA binding, bending
Source: RefSeq, a predicted model, not a curated record
AUGAAUUAUGCUAAUGAAUUUUUUCCUAAUGGAGUCUAUGAACAAGAACCAAUGAAUACUAUUCCUGUACAAACUAUAGAUCAAGACAUAAAAGAACGUAAACGUAAAUCUGCAAUGUAUACUGAAGAUAUUGAAGAAUUAAGUCAUGCAGUUUAUAUUUAUUGGAGAGCAAAAGAAAUGGUUAAAACUAAAGAAUAUGAAGUUGAUGAAGCAAACGAAAAAGCAGAACAAAUGUGGGCUGAAGAAACUGAAGAAGUAAGAGAAACAUUUAGGAGAGCUGCAGUUGUUCAAGACAUUAUGUUAGGAAAUGCUAUGGGGAAAAAAAGGAGACAAGGAAAAAGUGAAUAUGCUCAAAAUAGAGCAGAAUAUAAUCCAUUUUUAUUAUUUUGUAGAGACCAUCGUGAGAAUGUUAGAGAAAAAGGUAGCAGAGGAAAAGGAAUGUCAACUUUAUCUUCUAUGUGGAAACAACUCCCUGAAGAAGAUAAAGAACGUUACCAAGAACUCGCAAAACAAAAUAAAGCAAAAGAUAUAAAAACAAAUGAUCAACCAGCUCAAGAUCAACCUUCUUCAAUUCCAACAGAUACUCAACAGUCAUCUCUCCAGCAAUAA